Molecule: messenger RNA, 792 nt
Organism: Papaver somniferum (opium poppy)
Lineage: Eukaryota; Viridiplantae; Streptophyta; Magnoliopsida; Ranunculales; Papaveraceae
Product: monothiol glutaredoxin-S9-like
Exons: 1
Coding region: 256-555 (99 amino acids)
Source: RefSeq, a predicted model, not a curated record
AUCACAACAUUUCAAAACACUAUAAUUUCCUUCUUUGUAAACCUUUCACUUGUAAGCUCUACUUCACGGCCGGUCAUACUGCGACUCGAAAGUUUGAUCUGGUCGUUUAGUAGCAGUGAUUACGUAAAUUUGAGAAUCCAAAGCUUGCAUUCUAUCGUAUUUUAAAAAAAACAAAAAACAAAAGAAACUUGCAUAUUUUCCUUAUCAAAAAACUAAUAUAUUUCAAGUGUAAAUCUUUUUCGGGUGUUUUUGGAAAUGGAAGCUAUAACAAGAAUUGUAUCAGACAAAGGUGUUGUGAUAUUCAGCAAGAGUUCAUGUUGUAUGUGUUAUGCAGUUAAGAUUCUGUUUCAUGAUCUUGGUGUUAAUCCUAAGAUUCAUGAAAUUGACCUUGACCCGCAAGGAAGAGAGAUCGAGAAGGCUUUAAUACGUCUAGGGUGUAACACUACUUCGGUACCUGCCGUCUUUAUCGGUGGUAGCUUAAUUGGGUCGACCAACGAAGUCAUGUCGCUUCAUCUUGGUGGCUCUUUGGUUCCAUUGCUUAGAGCUUUACAUUAAGUAAACAAACCUAAGAUUGAGACAAAGACCCAGAAGAUUUCUUUCUAUAGUGUGUACUAUAUAUUCGAGUUAACUUGUAUGUACUCAAAACCCAAGCAGUUUUGAGUACGAGUUUAGUAUCUAAUAUUCUAUGGUUGUAAGUGCCUAAGUGUCUUCUUAUUAAUUAAAUGUAUGACUAUCAAUUGUAAUCGAUCUUUUCGUCUUUCGUUAAUGAAAUCGCAACUAGUUAAUGGCUUA